Molecule: messenger RNA, 414 nt
Organism: Botrytis porri
Lineage: Eukaryota; Fungi; Ascomycota; Leotiomycetes; Helotiales; Sclerotiniaceae
Exons: 1
Coding region: 1-414 (137 amino acids)
Source: RefSeq, a predicted model, not a curated record
AUGCUUUCUGUCCUCCGGAUUUCCUUACUUGCAGCAUCUUGUGCUUUAUUUGGUUCGAAGCAUCUAAGCCACAAUUUAACGUGGAGGGGCCAUGAGCCGCCCCUCGAACCCGUGAAACAACCAGAGAUCUCAAACAACCUAGAUCCAAGCAACCCUCAGUGUCACGGCAAGAAAAAACAUCCAAGGAUAUUCGAGGAUGCUACCCAAAUGGCAGCGGGAUUCAUGGGUUCCAUAGUGCAAAGUGUCAUCACUUCAAAUUUUGCAACGGGUGUCAAGGAAAUCGCUGGUGUUUCCAGAAUAGGAAUAUCCAACGAAACUUCGAAUGGUUGCAUGUUGGCAAAGGAAACAUAUAUAUGCAAACUAAAGCAUGCCAAAUGGUUCAUCGGGGAAUUAUCUUACACGGACGGGUUCUAA